This is a messenger RNA of Cercocebus atys (sooty mangabey), 2469 nucleotides long. RefSeq lists its product as uncharacterized. Gene Ontology annotation, molecular function: peptide antigen binding; signaling receptor binding. NCBI's taxonomy places the organism in Eukaryota, Metazoa, Chordata, Mammalia, Primates, Cercopithecidae. The record is from RefSeq and is a predicted model, not a curated record. Gene Ontology annotation, cellular component: external side of plasma membrane. Gene Ontology annotation, biological process: antigen processing and presentation of endogenous peptide antigen via MHC class Ib; antigen processing and presentation of endogenous peptide antigen via MHC class I via ER pathway, TAP-independent; immune response.
CUCAGUUCUAAAGUCCCCACGCGCCCGUCCGGGCUCAGAGUCUCCUCAGACGCCAAGAUGCGGGUCGUGGCGCCCCGAACCCUCCUCCUGCUGCUCUCGGGGACCCUGUCCCUGACCGAGACCUGGGCCGGCUCGCACUCCUUGAGGUAUUUCGGCACCGCCGUGUCCCGGCCCGGCCACGGGGAGCCCCGCUUCAUCUACGUGGGCUACGUGGACGACACGCAGUUCGUGCGAUUCGACAGCGACGCCGAGAGUCCGAGGAUGGAGCCGCGGGCGCCGUGGAUGGAGCAGGAGGGGCCGGAGUAUUGGGACCGGAACACACGGAACGCCAAGGGCCACGCACAGACUGACCGAGUGGACCUGGGGACCCUGCUCCGCUACUACAACCAGAGCGAGGCCGGGUCUCACACCCUCCAGACGAUGUACGGCUGCGAUCUGGGGCCCGACGGGCGCCUCCUCCGCGGGUACCGGCAGGACGCCUACGAUGGCAAGGAUUACAUCGCCCUGAACGAGGACCUGCGCUCCUGGACCGCCGCGGACAUGGCGGCUCAGAACACCCAGCGCAAGUGGGAGGCGGCCGGUGUGGCGGAGCGGAACAGAGCCUACCUGGAGGGGAUGGUGGAGUGGCUCCGCAGAUACCUGGAGAACGGGAAGGAGACGCUGCAGCGCGCGGAUCCCCCAAAGACACACGUGACCCACCACCCCGUCUCUGACCAUGAGGCCACCCUGAGGUGCUGGGCCCUGGGACCCUGCGGAGAUCCACUGACCUGGCAGCGGGAUGGGGAGGAGCAAACUCAAAUUGUGGAGACCAGGCCAGGAGGAGAUGGAACCUUCCAGAAGUGGGGAGCUGUGGUGGUGCCUUCUGGAGAAGAGCAGAGAUACACGUGCCAUGUGCAGCAUGAGGGGCUGCCGGAGCCCCUCACCCUGAGAUGGGAGCCAUCUUCCCAGCCCACCAUCCCCAUCGUGGGCAUUGUUGCUGGCCUGGCUGUCCUAGCAGUUGUGGUCACCGGAGCUGUGGUCGCUGCUGUGAUGUGGAGGAGGAAGAGCUCAGGUGGAAAAGGAGGGAGCUACUCUCAAGCUGCGUGUAAGUGGUGGGGGUGGGAGUGUGGAGGAGAUCACCCAUCCCGUAAUUCCUCCGGUCCCACGUCUCCUGCGGGCUCUGACCAGCUCCUGUUUUUGUUCUACCCCACACAAUGUGAGGAGGUGGAGAGACAGCCCAUCCCUGUGUCCACUGUGACCCCUGUUCCCACGCUGACCUGUGUUUCCUCCCCAGUCAUCUUUCCUGUUCCAGAGAGGCACCUUCAUAGCCACAGCGUCCUCUCUGCAUGGGGAGUUCAUGGCCCUUCCCCUGAACACGGUGACAUGGAUCUCGCCAAAGGUGGAGAUGACACCAUUCCUCCCCCCACCAUCUUUUGCUAUAGAGCAACUGGACGAGCGGGCUCGGAGGUGCUCACCGCUGCUGUCAUGGUUCGUUUGCUAAACUGCAUCGUCGCUGUGCCCCAGAUCAUGGACAUUGGCAAGAACGGGCACCUGCCCUGGCCGCCGCUCAGGAAUGAAUUUAGGAUACUCGUGACGCGUCCCCAGUUCCCACUCUCAUUGGGUGUCGGAUGUCUAGAGAAGCCAAUCAGCGUCGCCGCGGUCCCAGUUCUAAGGUCCCCACGCACCCACCCGAACUCAGAGUCUCCUCAGACGCCGAGGGUUCGGGUCAUGGCGCCCCGAACCCUCCUCCUGCUGCUCUCGGGGGCCCUGGCCCUGACCGAGACCUGGGCCGCCCUGAACGAGGACCUGCGCUCCUGGACCGCCGCGGACUUGGCGGCUCAGAACACCCAGCGGAAGUGGGAGGCGGCCCGUGCGGCGGAGAAGCUGAGAGCCUACCUGAAGGGCGAGUGCCCGGAGUGGCUCCGCAGAUACAUGGAGAACCAGAAGGAGACGCUGCAGCGCGCGGACACCCUAAAGACACACGUGACCCACCACCCCAUCUCUGACCAUGAGGCCACCCUGAGGUGCUGGGCCCUGGGCUUCUACCCUGCGGAGAUCACACUGACCUGGCAGCGGGAUGGGGAGGAGCAAACUCAGGACACCGAGCUUGUGGAGACCAGGCCAGGAGGAGAUGGAACCUUCCAGAAGUGGGGAGCUGUGGUGGUGCCUUCUGGAGAAGAGCACAGAUAUACGUGCCAUGUGCAGCACAAGGGAUUGACGGAGCCCCGCACCCUGAGAUGGAAGCCAUCUUCCCAGUCCACCAUCCCCAUCGUGGGCAUUGUUGCUGGCCUGGCUGUCCUAGCAGUUGUCACCGGAGCUGUGAUCGCUGCUGUGAGAUGGAGGAGGUAGAGCUCAGGUGGAAAAGGAGGGAGCUACUCUCAGGCUGCGUGUAAGUGGUGGGGGUGGGAGUGUGGAGGAGCUCACUCACCCCAUAAUUCCUCUUGUCCCAUGUCUCCUGCGGGCUCUGACCAGGUCCUGUUUUUGUUCUAC